CGAGUUCUUCUGGAAGCGUCAGUUACGCGCGUUCUUCCUUGUGAAACACUCGCAAGCGAUGGAUCUUAAAGUUUCAUUUCUAUUUCUAUUUCUCAUAAUAGGAUUGAUCACCGAAAAUGGCGCAGCACUGAGAAUUUCUGGCGGUGGUGGAAGAUCUGGAGGUGGAGGAAGAUCUAGAGGAGGAUCUUCUAGAAGUGGUUCCUCUAGAGGUGGAUCUUCUGGAGGAAUAUGGGGAUCGAUUUUUUCUUCAUCGUCAUCGAAAUCAUCGUCAUCUUCUAUCACAAAACAAGUCGCAAAACCAUCACACUCGUCUCCAGUGAACAAACCACCGACUCAAAUUCGAACUAGUGGGUCAAGCAGUUCAGUUCAUCACUCGAAAACCGAGACAUCUAAUUUCUUGAAAGCCGAAUCUAGGAGUCCCGGAAAUCCAGCAACUCCACCGAAGAAUGUUGGAGUUGGAACGGACACUAAGCCAUAUGGAUCUCAUGUACCAUCUGCUCCACCAGCUCCUGGACACAUCGGUUUCGAGACGGACAAAAGACAACAAGCCUCACAAUUUGUACCUUCCGCUCCCCCAGCACCAGGUUCAUCGGUGUUCAAUCGAAACCAAGGAGUCGCACCAGUACACUCCGCUCCAGUUGGAGGGAUCAACCCAAACCCAAGUGGAUCCUAUGGUUUCCGGAACCCCAUACAUCCAAAUCAGCCAGGAAACCCACCAUACCCCAUCCAUAACCCCAUAACCGCUCAAACAAGCCAUGGAGUAAACAGUCCCAUGAACCCAAGUCAACCAGGUCUCCACCAAUCAGGAAACCCACCAUAUCCCAUCCAUAACCCCAUAACUGCUCAAACAAGCCAUGGAGUAAACAGUCCCAUGAACCCAAGUCAACCAGGUCUUCACCAGUCAGGAAACCCACCAUACCCCAUCCAUAACCCCAUAACCCCACAAACAAACCAUGGGGUGAACAGUCCCUAUCCACGUACAAGUUCUCAAGGAGAACCAUCAAGGAAUUACGGCUUCAGCGACCACGUUUUGCCAGGAGGAUCCGGCCAAUCCCCCCAUAUCCAGAGUGCAGUGAGCCACCCAUCCAUGGGAACCCCAUACCAUCCCUCAUAUGGAGGCAGCCAUCCAUCAUCGUACCCAAACACCAUGAACUCUCCUCACUAUCCUAGUCCAAUGUACCCAGGAGCCCAUCAGGGUGUUCAAGCUCCCCAGGGGUAUAGCUACCAUGGGUUCCAGGGAUCCUAUGGGUCCCCAGGAUCCUAUGGUCACAUGGGCCCCUCACCCAUGGCGCAGCCGGCUUUCCAGAGCGCUUAUGCUCCAGCUCCUGCAUACGCCCCCACACCAAAUGUUGUUCUCGUCUCCGGCCAGACCCAGCAAAGAGGCCUAGGGGAUGUUUUCAAGGAGGCCUUAAUUUAUUCCGGGGUUAACGCUGCCGUAAACAGGAUCGUGAACCCGCCACACCAUCAUUAUAGUUAUGAGUCUUCGAGGCCUUCGGUUCAGCCUAGUGAAACCUCCAGCUCCGUGUCCAGCACCUCCACCCACAUCACGUACAACAAUCAGUACUUUAACGGGUUACCUGGAGUUAAUGGGACUGUACCUGGUCAGGACAUGGGGCAACCUGGAGUUCCUGUGGGAGGUGCGCAACCUGGAGGUCCUAUUCAAGCGGUGCAGCCUGGAGGUCCUAGCGGAGUAGCGCAACCUGGAGGUCCUAUGCAAGCAGUGCAGCCUGGAGGUCCUAUUCAAGCAGCACAGCCUGAAGUUCCUGCUCAACCUGGGGUAGCAGGUCAAGCUGGAAUACAGCAGGGUGUUCCUGGUGUAGUGCCAGGUCAGGGUGGAGUGCAGCCCAACGUUCCUGGAGCAGGUCCAAGUCAAGCCAUCAACAGCAAUCCUGUGUCCUCGACCAUUGCGGCACCAAAUACUAGUUCUGGUGUUUCUCCUGCGGUUAAUUCGUAUCUUGGUCUGCAGUAUAGAAUCUCGAACGAGGAGUUGUGGAAGCUGACCGAGGGCCUCUUCCAGAAUGACGAGUAUAAUGCCAUGAAGUACAUCAGGUUGAAUUUGCAGAAGAAGGUGGAUGAAAAAAACGCCACCGAUGAGGCUAAUGAGAAAUUGUUUACGGUUGACACAGAAGCGUAUUCCAUUCCGACCGUACAAACAAUUCGGUCUUUGUAUGAGGAAUACAAAUUCGAAUCCCACAUAAAAGAGACCCUCUCUCCAGAGAGACGAAAGAAGGAAAAUUUGUUGCUCGACAUGUUUUUGGGUACAAAUGUUAUGCAGGACACAAUGAACUGGCUUUCGAACCAAAACUUCAUCGAGCCAGAUGACUUCGAAAGGAAAGACACUUUGAAGAGAAUCUGGUUCACCCAAUUCGAAGGAUCUUCUUCAGGCUUCGAGCGAACGUUUUUGUCAGAACUGUAUGACAAAAAGGAUAUCCUCGGAGUCCAGGAUUGGAUUUACUUCGAUUAUCUGGAGUCUUUGAAUCGUAUCAACUACAUGGGAUAUGUCGACAAGGUGGACCUCGGAACUAAAGCAUCGCUGGUGAAGUUGAACUUCCAAAUGGACAAUUUAAUCAGGCAAAAUGCAACGAUACUGGUGGGAACGUCACCGGAACUUGAAAUGUCUUUAUACACAAUUUGUGUCUAUGCAAGACCGAACGACUUGUGUUCUGUUUCUCUUGGCGGAGUGAAAUUUAAUAUGCUUACCCACGUCUUCAGAUACUUUGGAAAAGACCUCAUUGACUUGGCUAUACCAAUAUAUUAGGUAUAAUAAUUCAAUCGAAAGCAAUUUCUUAUAUGGGAGAAUCUAGAGCAUGUAUAUAUAGCUCUAUUAGCGAGAAGAAUAUAAUUUUUGAUAAAUUAUGAAUGAACUCGUUAAACAUGACGAGUGACUUCUUUGGCAUAGUCGACACUGUUUAAAAGAUUGACAAUAUAAUACAGUAUACAUAAAAGCAUAUAUAAUAUAAAUAAAAGCAUUGCAGCAGUUAUUAACUCCCAAGAAACUUUCCGAUAAAUCAUUAAAGAUUCUCUUAAAUAUAUUGUGUUAAUGGAGCGAGCGAACACAUUGUGGAUUUUGUGUUCCUGUUCAUUAUCAAAAUUAUUUACCUGCGUACAUCAAUUUGCACUUUAAACAAUUUUAGAUAUAUAAUAUAUGACCAUCGAGGAAACGACAGA
Molecule: messenger RNA, 3168 nt
Organism: Orussus abietinus
Lineage: Eukaryota; Metazoa; Arthropoda; Insecta; Hymenoptera; Orussidae
Product: collagen alpha-5(IV) chain
Exons: 9
Coding region: 59-2758 (899 amino acids)
Molecular function (GO): RNA endonuclease activity
Source: RefSeq, a predicted model, not a curated record